AUGGACCUGCCGCCGGCGGCGGCAGGUGUCUCGCUAGGUGACUACCUUGCCUAUCAUAUCACAGACAAUGGCAAGUUUCAGACGUUGAUCGACUGCCUGCCGUCGACGAACAAGCGCGCGUUGAUUUCGCCUGACCUGGCGCGCCCGCCCUUGACGCACCGCAUGCUGAAGCAGUUUGUGGAAACUUUCACGCUCCCCACAACAGGCCGUUCGAAGCCGCUCCAAGCCAAUGACCGUAUCAUGAUGGCGUUGCCGACCGGUCCCGAAAAUGCACUGGCGCUCUUGGCAGUUGCUGCGUACUAUAACUGUGCCCCCGUCAACGCUAGCUGCACGGCUGAGGAGCUUCGCGACGAUGCGCUGCGCCUUGGUGCCCGCGCUGUUGUUGCGACGCGCGAGGCUGCCGAGCGCCUCGAGCUCGAGCAGCUCUACUACCAGCACGGCCUUGAGAUCUACUUUGUGGAUGGCCGCCCUUCGGGCCCGGCGGGUCUCUUUGAUAUUUCGACCCUCGCGCAGGAAGUGCCGGGUAGCCGCAACCAGGGCCCCCCGAGGCCCAACUCACUGCAGAACCAGUGUCUGGUGCUGCACACCUCGGGUACUUCGGGUACGAAGAAGGUCGUGCCCUACACGCUGCGCCACCUUAUUGUCGGGGCUGCUUGUGUCAUGCAGAGCUGGAACUUGCACUCGGAACAGGUGAACAUGAACAUGAUGCCCCUCUUCCACGUUGGUGGUAUCGUUCGUAACCUGUGGGCCCCCGUCAUUUCGGGCGGUUCUACGAUUCUCUGCAGUGGUUUCGAUGCGAACGCCUGGUGGACGCUCGCUAUGCAGUUGGGUGCGACGUGGUACUAUGCCGCGCCCACCAUGCACCACGCCAUUCUUGCGUCGAAGCCCGCCGAGGUGGUGCCUUCGCAGCAGCUCAAGAUCCGCAUGAUUUGUAACGCUGCCGGUGGUCUGCUGCCCUCGCUCGCCAACGAGCUCCGUGCGACGUUCAACUGUACAGUACUUCCCUCGUACGGUAUGACGGAGUGUAUGCCCAUCGCCUCGCCGCCUGUUACCUACCAGCUGGACCGCCCUGGUUGCUCUGGUAUUGCUUGUGGUCCCCACCUCAGCAUCCGUGACCCUCUUGAUAUCGAGAAGGAGCUUCCCGUCGGUAAGACGGGUAACAUUAGCGUCCGCGGUCUCCCCACCUUUGACGGUUACGAGGUCACGGUGGACGGCGUGACGCAAAUGGACACUUCGGUCUUUUCGUCCGAGGGCUGGUUCGACAGUGGUGACUGUGGUCACAUGGACCAGGACGGCUACCUGUACAUCACCGGUCGUUCGAAGGAGAUUAUCAACAAGGGUGGUGAGGUUGUGUCGCCCUUUGAGGUUGAGGAGGCCAUUAUGCAGGCUUGCAAGGACCGCGUCAAGCAGACGCUCGCUUUCUCGGUGGACCACAAGGUGCUCCAGGAGACGAUUGGUGUUGUGAUUGUCUCGCAGCCCAACCAGCCGCGCAUUGGUCUCUCGGAGCUGCAAAACUCGCUGCGCAGCCACCUGCACCCUUCCAAAUGGCCGUUUGCGAUUGUGUACAUGGAUGAUGUGCCCAAGAACCAGGCCGGUAAGCCCCUGCGUAUCAAGCUCGGCUCGCGUCUUGGCAUCGGUCCUCUCUCUGACGAUGUCCCGGCGCUGGACCGCCACUUUGAGGCCAAGACGCCGAGCAAGGAGACGCCGCUCUCGCGUCCGAUUCCCUGCUCGCGCAUCACGGUCGAUGUGCGUGCCGUUCAGCGUGCCUGCUACCGCAUUCCGGGUGUCUUGGACGCUGCCGUUGUCCAGCAGCGCGACCGUGCGCCGAUGGCCUUCAUCCAGGUCCAGGAGGACGCUGGAUUCGAUGCGGCCGACAUUGACCGUGCGCUUGGCCAGAUUCUGCACGGUUACGUGGUGCCAAACCCGCUCCACGUCUUCCGUCAGCCCCUGAUCAAGACCAACGGUCAAUACGACUUCCAGGCUAUGGAGAGCAUCGUGCGUGAGCAGAAUGCCGCGAGCAUGUCGCAAACCUCGAUUCUGGUGCGUGACAUUAUCGCCAAGCUUCUCGAUCUCGACUCGGGCUCGAUCACCGACGAGAGCGACUUCUUCCUGCUCGGUGGUAACAGUCUGCUGCUUGGUCGCCUGAUUUUCCUGAUCCGCAAGGAGACUGAUGUCAACCUCGAGGUGUCGUCGCUCUUUGUGAACUCGACCGUCUCGAGCAUGGCCGCGCUCAUUGACGAGCAGCGUGGCAUGGGCGGCGCCGAGGAGGAGCACGACUUUUACCAGCUGGACGAAAAGGGUACGGGCUUGCAGUCUUCGUACAACCUGGCGCACAACUACUCUGUUAACGACGACCCCGCUUUCUCUUCGCACGGUUACAAGGGCCGCAGCUCGACGCAUCCAUUCGUGCUCUUUGUGCAGGCGAUUCCCUUCCUCUUCUUUUACCCUCUGAAGGCCGCCUGGACUUGGACGGUGAUUAUCCACGGCCUUGCCUUCUUUGCAUUCUACAUUGAGGACUCGCCUUGGCAGCGUCUUGGUGCCCUGCUCUCGUCGAUUAUCAUCGCCCGUCUGAGCAGUCGUAUCAUUUGCCCUACCGCCGCCAUCGCCUUCAAGUGGAUUGUCAUUGGUCGUUACCGCCCCGGUCGCUACCCGAUGUGGAGCAAUUAUCACCUCCGGUGGUGGAUUGUGAACCAGUCGCUGCGUACUAGCGGUCGCGGUGUGUUUGCUAUCACGCCCUGGCUCGAGCAGAUGUACUACCGUCUGCUGGGUAUGUCGAUUGGAUCUGGUGUCAAGAUCGACUCGCAGGCCAAGAUUUACGAGCACGAUCUGAUUACGGUCCACGACCGCGCCUCGAUUGAUCGCUGCCGUAUCCGUGGUUUCUGUGUUGAGCGUGAUGGCUACUUCCGCCUCGAGCCAAUUGUCAUUGGUCGUGACUGUGUGGUGAACACCUACACCCAGAUUUCGCCGGGUGCGCGCUUGGCCGACGGUACGGUGUGGGGUCCGCAGGCUUCUUCGCACGAGGCCCCCGCGCCCGACUCGUAUGCGGCUUACAACCGCACGGCGACGCCUCAGCCGAACUUCCUGUUGAAGCUCUUCUUCGGUUACCCGCUUGUGAUUUUGGUCUUCAUCAUCUCUUACGUUCCUUGGUUUGCUGCCCUGAUUCUCCUGCUUCUGCAGCCCUUCAACUUCACGAACCAGGACAGUCUGGAGAGUGUGAUUGCUUGGUACGCGUACCCCACUCGUAUCGGUUACCAUUUCCUCGCCCGUGUUAUCCGCAAGAUUCUGCCGCCCCUUGUCAACCUUGUUUGCGGUAUUCUGAUCAAGCGCAUCCUCGGAUUCAACCGUGCUGGCUCUAUGCGCAACGCAUCGCAGAUCGCGCUCUUCCGCCGCUGGAUGACGGACCAGCUGCUGAACCAGCGCAAGCUGAACCAGGCCUUCCAGAUCAUCGGUACCCAUUACGAAAUGGUCUCGGUCGUGUACCGUGCUAUGGGUGCCCGGAUCGGCAAGCGUGUCUACUGGCCUGGUUCUGGUAUCUACUGCCCCGACCCCGAGCUGUUGGAGGUUGGCGAUGACGUCGUGUUCGGUUCGCGUUCGGAGAUCUUCACUUCGGACUCGAUCAGCUUCGACCCAGUGCGCAUUGGCCGCGGUGCCAUGAUUGCGGACCGUGUCGUGAUCCUGCCGGGUACUACGGUCGGCCGCCGCUGUGUUAUGGGCUCGGGUGCGCUGUCGCGCCGUGGUGGUAACUACGAGGAGCGCUCGGUGUGGAUGGGCCAGAAGAACGGUGAGGCGGUCAGCUUCGGCAAGUCGCAGGCCUCGGAAGAGGAUGACCUGAACGAGGACAGCACUAUCACGCCGUUCGGUCGUGCGUACUACAAGCGCCAGGCCAACUACUUUGUGAUGCCCUACCUGAUGAUUGUCGCUCUGCACGUCCUGAUUAUGGCGAUUACGGCUGCCUACUGGGCUGGUGGUUUCGCUGCCACGAUUGUCGCGAUCAACGAGAUUUUCAAGGCUUACUCGGACCGGUCCUACUGGCUCUUUGCCGACCACUGGUACCGCCCUGCCUUCAUCUACCUUGCUAUCUGCAUCUUCUUCGUCGUGAUUCUGCCUUGUCAGGCAUUGAUCUCGCUCGGAUGGGUGGUCGGUACAAAGUGGUUGAUUAUUGGACGUCGUCGCGAGGGUCGUUACAACUGGGACAUGAGCAGCUACUGUCAGCGCUGGCAGACGCAUUUGCUCAUGCAGCGCCCCGCUAUGCAAGGAUUCGGUGGUCACAUUUUCCAAAACCUGUCUGGCACUGCCUAUGUGGUGUGGUAUCUCCGUGCGCUCGGCGCUCGCAUCGGUAAGGACUGUGCUAUCUGGGCGGGCGGCAAGCCUUCGCUGCAGCUCACAGAGCCUGAUUUGGUUACGAUGGGCGACCGCGUGUCGCUGGAUGACUGCUCGGUGGUUGCUCAUAUCAACUCGCGUGGUCAAUUCAGUCUCAACCGUCUGCGCAUUGGUGAUGGUUGUGCCAUGCGCACCGGUAGCCGUCUCUUGUCGGGUGCCAGCAUGGAGCCGCAGUCCAUGCUUUUGGAGCACACCCUGGUGGCUUCGGGUGAAAUUACCGAGUCUUGGGCUGUGCUCAAAAUGCGUCGUAACCCAGAGGCGACCAAGGCGUAA
Malassezia japonica is the source of this 4653-nucleotide messenger RNA. RefSeq names its product putative NRPS-like protein biosynthetic cluster. Gene Ontology annotation, molecular function: phosphopantetheine binding; medium-chain fatty acid-CoA ligase activity. The transcript has 2 exons. Lineage: Eukaryota; Fungi; Basidiomycota; Malasseziomycetes; Malasseziales; Malasseziaceae. The coding region runs from base 1 to 4653 and encodes 1550 amino acids. Gene Ontology annotation, biological process: fatty acid metabolic process. The record is from RefSeq and is a predicted model, not a curated record.